AUGCAGAGAAAUCAAAGUAGAGGGAAAAGAACCGAGGCACAACCCCCUACCUACCAACAACCCCCUAUCUACAAACAACCCCCUACCUACCAACAACCCCCUAUCUACCAACAACCCCCUACCUACCAACAACCCCCUAUCUACAAACAACCCCCUACCUACCAACAACCCCCUAUCUACCAACAACCCCCUACCUACCAACAACCCCCUAUCUACCAACAACCCCCUACCUACCAACAACCCCCUAUCUACCAACAACCCCCUACCUACCAACAACCCCCUAUCUACCAACUACUCCCUACCUACCAACAACCCCCUAUCUACCAACAACCCCCUACCUACCAACAACCCCCUAUCUACCAACAACCCCCUAUCUACCAACAACCCCCUAUCUACCAACAACCCCCUACCUACCAACAACCCCCUAUCUACCAACAACCCCCUAUCUACCAACUACCCCCUACCUACCAACAACCCCCUAUCUACCAACAACCCCCUAUCUACCAACUACCCCCUACCUACCAACAACCCCCUACCUACCAACAACCCCCUAUCUACCAACAACCCCCUACCUACCAACAACCCCCUAUCUACCAACAACCCCCUACCUACCAACAUCCCCCUAUCUACCAACAUCCCCCUACCUACCAACAACCCCCUACCUACCAACAACCCCCUACCUACCAAUAA
Hyla sarda is the source of this 690-nucleotide messenger RNA. RefSeq lists its product as uncharacterized. The record is from RefSeq and is a predicted model, not a curated record. Lineage: Eukaryota; Metazoa; Chordata; Amphibia; Anura; Hylidae. The transcript has a single exon. The coding region runs from base 1 to 690 and encodes 229 amino acids.